Molecule: messenger RNA, 468 nt
Organism: Mesocestoides corti
Lineage: Eukaryota; Metazoa; Platyhelminthes; Cestoda; Cyclophyllidea; Mesocestoididae
Source: the annotation of a GenBank genome assembly
AUGAUUUACGUCCAUCCCUUCUGUCGCCACAUCCUCAGCUGCAUCCUCAACCUUUUCACUGCCUUCCCGUCACUCAUACAAACACUGCUGAUCAAACGCUCCUGUGCGCAAAACCCCCUCCUCUACCGCUCACCCGACCACUUUCCUACUUGGACACUCGACCUCUCUUCAUCAACAGCCCCAUUGGGCAUACACCAUUUUGUAAAGUGCGUGGAAGAACAACCAAUGAUGUUUGUUAAACUACUGGUCUUUGCAUUUCUUAUUGUGGCAUUCGCGUCGGUUGAUGCGAUGAAGAUCAAAUCACGAGAGGAUGUGCUGAGAGCACUGCUGUCCGAACUUCAACCGGGUCUUCUGAAACGCCUUCAGAGCCCCGGGGAUACUGAUCCGGACUUUUCUACCCUUCUUGAACUGUACGGGCUUGAAAAACGACGCAUGACGCCCUACAGUGGUGGUAUUUUUGGUCGGUAA